This is a messenger RNA of Xyrichtys novacula (pearly razorfish), 2263 nucleotides long. The record is from the annotation of a GenBank genome assembly. Lineage: Eukaryota; Metazoa; Chordata; Actinopteri; Labriformes; Labridae.
UUUUUUUGCACUCUAUGGUUGAAAAACCCGACGCAGCAUUGUAACCAGCUCACGUAGGAUUACAUUUCACAAACAGGAUUGAAAAAUAUAUAUGUUUUAUUUUCAAUGUGUGACAUUGUCCUGUAUUAUUGCUACAUCCCUGCCGUUGUAACAAACCAAACAGUGUGAAAAUCGGGCCGAGAUUCAGAGAGUUAUUAUCAAUAUGGUUGGGGAUUCUUACUUACCUUAAUGCACUGGAGGCACACGGGGGACCUAUCCAAGAUGGCGGCCGCGCUGAUACGAGAGCUCCAACAGGCAGCGUCAGGUUUUGAGGCGUCUACGUAUAUAAUGUCUAUGGCUCCACAUGCUAACAGUCUACACUGCAAGGAAAAUUAAGCAGUUUUUUACUGACUCGUUAUUUGUUGUAAUAUUGAGUUAUAAGAUAAGUUUGGGGCUGAUUAAAAUCUUUACAUAUACCUAUCGAAAUGCUCCUUUUUUGUCCAACUUGUGGUAACGUGUUAAUCGUCGAGGAAGGACAGAAGUGUAUGAGAUUUGCCUGCAACACCUGUCCGUAUGUUCACAACAUUACGAGAAAGGUGAGUUAAGUUUUAUCAUAUUAUCCACUAGAUAAGUCUAAAAUACUGUUCAGAGUUUUACACAUGGCUCCAGGUCCCUUGAAAAGACGUGAUUUUUCUCUCCCACAGGUAAACAACAGAAAGUAUCCAAAGCUAAAAGAGGUGGAUGAUGUUCUCGGUGGUGCUGCAGCCUGGGAAAACGUGGAUUCAACUCCAGGUGGGUGACAUUCAAACUAACAUUAUCUACACUUUGAACAAAGCUGACUUGGCUUUUGAGAAGACAGUGACAGUUCUAUUAAACGUAUUUAACAUUUCAGCAUUGUAAAGUAUAGGGGAGAGUGGGGUAAGUUGAGUCACCCCCUGUUGCUUUAAAAUGGUAAAAGAAAUUGAUCAUUUGAUCAAAUAAUUAAGAGAUGGGCAUCAGGGCCCGGCCUAUUUUAGCCCGUUUGAGACUAAUCGGUAAUCGGGCAAAACUCGCCCAUUUUGGCCGAUAUUUUCAGAUUGAAAAUGCUUUUCUGGUCCGAGUUUGAUCAGUCAGUCUUCCUGUCAGUGUGAGGAGCAGUAGCCUACAGUAUAUCUACAUUAUAUAGUUUACUGUAGAUACCUACUGUAGAUAUCUACAGUAUAUAUAUUUAUAUUUUAAUAAAUUCUUUUAAAAAUGUAAAAAUCGGCCUAUUAAUCGGUAAUCGUAUUUUUUCCUCCCUGAUCGGUAUCGGCCUGGCCCUAGCAAGAAGCAUAUGGGUAAAGGUGUUAGACAUUUAUUUAAAAAAAUGAUAAUAAUAAUUCACUCUUGAAAGUGAAUUUAGUCUGUCAUAAGUUUUGUUAGAAUUGUGUUCAGACCAGAAAAGAUCAUUUUAAAUUUGUUUUAUACAUCAAUUGAACAACAUCUUGAAAUAUAUGCAGAUACACUAGUUAGAGACAAAACUAUGAUUGUCUCGAUGUAGUGAUCUGAAAUGUGAAAAAAUGGCUCAUCUUACCCCACUCUCCCCUAAUGCCAAAGGGAUGUGUAUAAACCCCUGCAGGUGUCAUCUUUGGGCGGUUUUUGUGUGUUACUGUUUCACUAUUUCACUUCUUCACAGCUGUUGCUGCUUUUAAGUAAAAUCUAAACUCCAACAUAUUUGUCAAAGUUCCGUAAAAAUGUCAUUAUUUCACGAGAAUGAGCAUGCUUUUAUAUUCUGAAUAAGGUUUCUUAAAUUCUGGAAACAAUUUGUUGUGAUGAAUGUUUAUGAGAUAAGCUUUUACAGCUUCAAUAUGCAAUGUCCUGUAUUGUAAACAGUAUAAUACAAAUAUACCUGUGGUUUCAAAGACAAUUUUAAAACUUAAUAUAAUGUCUCUUAACAGAAACUUGUCCGAAGUGUGGGCAUCCUCGGGCAUAUUUCAUGCAGAUUCAGACCAGAUCAGCUGAUGAGCCGAUGACAACUUUCUACAAAUGCUGCAACGCUCAGUGUGGACACAGAUGGAGAGACUGAAACUUUUGCACUUUGAACUUUAUAAUGUAUUACAUCCUGAGAUGAAUUGAUACUUAAACUCUUGUUUUUGAGCUUGUGUUCACUGUUAAUACUUGUUGAAUUUGUUUUGAAUGAUUUCCAGUUUUUGCCGCCUUUAUUCAGGUUGAAGAUCCUGUCAAAGAAACUAUAUUUCUUUCUGUCCGUGUGGAUGACAUUUAUGAACAGCAUCACUUCAAACAAUAAAUUAAAGUUUGGAUGAAA